Messenger RNA from Acanthosepion pharaonis, 1845 nucleotides. Lineage: Eukaryota; Metazoa; Mollusca; Cephalopoda; Sepiida; Sepiidae. The record is from the annotation of a GenBank genome assembly.
AUGACUUGUCUCUCCUCCUUUCUCUUUCUCGACCUUCCUCUCCCAUCUCUCUCUCUCUCUCUCUCUCUGUCUGUCUGUCUCUCCCCCAUCUCUCUCUAUUUCUUUCUCUUUCUCUAUCUAUCUAUCUAUCUCAUUCUUUCUAUUACUCCCUCUUUCCUUCUCUUUCUUUCUUUCUUUCUUUCUUUCUUUCUUUCUUUCUUUCUUAUUCUCUCUUUCUUUGUCUCCAGUGACAGUCUCCUUCUUCUUUAUUUACCUCAUUCUCAUAUUCCUCCUUCCCUUACACUUGACGUCUACCUCUUCUUCUUCUUCUUCUUCUUCUUCUUCUUCUUCUUCUUCUUCUUCUUCUUCUUCUAUUCUCUUUCCUUAUCCACCUCACUAUCUUUCUUUUUGCUUGACUUUCAGCUCAUUUUUUCUUUUUUUUCUUCUUCUUUUGACUCUUUUCUUUAUGUUGACUUCUUCUUCUCUUUGUUUGUGAUUUCUUCUUCUUUUUUUACUCUUUUCUUCAUGAUAUUUCUUUUUUUCUUUGUUCGUGGUUUUCUUCUUCUUCUUCUUCUUCUUCUUUCCUCCCUUCUUUACUCUCUCUAUCUUUCCUUGAUUUUCUUCUUCUUCUUCUUCUUCUUCUUCUUCUUCUUCUUCUUCUUCACCCUUUUCUUCCUCUCUCUCUCUCUCUCUCUCUCUCUCUCUCUCUCUCUCUCUCUCUCUACUUGUGUCUUAGACAGCCUCCUUUCCAGCGUGUUUCUUUCUCCCCCCUCUCUCUCUUCUGCUUUCUUCUUCUUCUUCUUCUUAUUCAUCUUCUUCUUCUUCUUCAAUUCAUCUUUUUUCAUCUUCUUUCUUUCUUUCUUUCUUUCUUUCUUUCUUUGUAUAACUUAUUCGGUCUCGUCUUUCUUCUUCUUCUUCUUCUUCUUCUUCUUCUUCUUCUUCUUCUUAUUCCAAUUCCAUCUUUUUCUUUUCAUCUUUCUUUCUUUCUUUCUUUCUUUCUUUCUUUCUUUCAUUUUUCUUUGUAUAACUUAUUCGGUCUCGUCUUUUCUUCUUCUUCUUCUUCUUCUUCUUCUUCUUCUUCUUCUUCUUCACCCACAUUUCCAAUUCAUCUUCUUUCUUUCUUUCUUUCUUUCUUUCUUUCUUUCUUUCUUUCUUUCUUUGUAUAACUUCUUCUUCUCUUCUUUUUUCUUCUUCUUCUUCUUCUUCACCCAUAUUUCCAAUUCAUCUUCUUUCUUUCUUUCUUUCUUUCUUUCUUUCUUUCUUUCUUUGUAUAACUUAUUCGGUCUCGUCUUUCUUCUUCUUCUUCUUCUUCUUCUUCUUCUUCUUCUUCACCCAUAUUUCCAAUUCAUCUUUCUUUCUUUCUUUCUUUCUUUCUUUCUAGUUCCCAUCUAUCUAUCUAUCUAUCUAUCUAUCUAUCUAUCUAUCUAUCUAUCUAUCUAUCAUAUACUGAUCACUCUGCCUCAGCCUACUAUCUAUCUAUUUAUCUUAUAUCUAUCUAUUUUCUAUCUAUCUAUAUCUAUCUUGGUCAAUUAUAUCUGUUAUAUCUAUAUAUCUAUCUGUGUGCGUGCGUGUCUGUAUUUCUAUCUAUCUAUCUAUCUAUCUAUCUAUCUAUCUAUCUAUCUAUCUAUCUCUAUAUAUAUAUGUUGUCUUACAUCUGUUUUCUGUCUAUCUAUCUAUCUAUCUAUCUAUCUAUUUUGGUCAAUUAUAUCUAUGUUAUAUCUACCUAAUAUAUAUAUAUAUGUGUGUGUGUUUGUAUUUCUUCCUUCUUUCUAUCUAUCUAUCUAUCUAUCUAUCUAUCUAUCUAUCUAUCUAUCUAUCUAUCUAUCUAUCUAUCGCUUUACUCCCCCCACAUCUAUUUGUUUUUAG